Messenger RNA from Myripristis murdjan (pinecone soldierfish), 1660 nucleotides. RefSeq names its product cytochrome P450 2F2-like. The coding region runs from base 1 to 1500 and encodes 499 amino acids. Gene Ontology annotation, molecular function: oxidoreductase activity, acting on paired donors, with incorporation or reduction of molecular oxygen, reduced flavin or flavoprotein as one donor, and incorporation of one atom of oxygen; iron ion binding; heme binding. Lineage: Eukaryota; Metazoa; Chordata; Actinopteri; Holocentriformes; Holocentridae. The transcript is spliced from 11 exons. Gene Ontology annotation, cellular component: cytoplasm; intracellular membrane-bounded organelle. Gene Ontology annotation, biological process: xenobiotic metabolic process. The record is from RefSeq and is a predicted model, not a curated record.
AUGUUGGGUUCCCUCAUCCUGCUAUGGAUCUGUGUUUGCUUGUUGUUCCUCCAUCUCAAAAAUCAGAGGCCCAAGAACUUCCCACCUGGACCCACUCCCCUCCCCAUAUUUGGGACCAUAUUCAGCCUCAAUCUACAGAACCCCUUGAAGGACCUUGAAAGGCUGAGGAAGUGCUAUGGUAAUGUCUAUAGUCUGUUCAUCGGCUCCACACCAGCAGUAGUCAUCAAUGGGUUUCAUGCGACAAAGGAAGCUCUGGUGACCAAAGCGGCUGACUUUUCAGGACGACCCCAUUACACUUUGAUCAGUGACUUCACUAAAAGUAAAGGACUGAUCAUGGCAGAUUAUGGUCCAGGGUGGAGGGCCCGCCGUCGCUUUUCUCUUCUGACUCUUAGGAACUUUGGUAUGGGAAAACAGUUCAUGGAGGACCGGAUUCUGGGAGAGACACAUUACAUUGUGGAGCAACUGGAGAAAAGUGCUGGUAACCCCCUGUGUCCUGAGUCUAUUUUCCAUAAUGCAGCUGCCAACAUCAUCUGCCAGGUUGUGUUUGGUAGACGCAAUGAUGAUGAGUUCAUCAAGCUGAUGAUUCAUCCCGUCACUGAGAUGUCCAAUCUGAUCACUGGACCUUGGGCUGUGCUAUAUGACUCUGCUCCCAUGAUCCGUCACUUGCCACUGCCUUUCAUGAGGGUCUUUAAGUACUAUGAGAUUUGUCAGAACCUUGUAAAGGACCUGAUAAACGAACACAGGAAAACCAGAGUCCCUGGAGAACCACAAGACUUCAUAGACUGCUAUCUGGAUGAACUGGAUAAGAAAGGUGACUUUGACCCUUCUUUUUCGGAGGAAGAAAUGAUCGUGUGCAUUCUGGAUCUUCACUUUGCUGGGACUGACACAACCUCCAACACCCUGCUCGCUGCCCUCCUCUACCUCAUGAACCACCCACACAUUCAGGAGUGUUGCCAGCAGGAGAUAGACCAGGUGUUGGAUGGGAAGGACCAAGCCAGUUUUGAAGACAGACACAACAUGCCUUACAUGCAGGCUGUGAUCCAUGAGACCCAGAGGAUGGCUAACACUGUUCCUCUCAGUGGCCCACACUGCACCACUAAGGACACAGAGCUCCUGGGAUACUCCAUACCAAAAGGCACUCUAGUCAUCCCUAACCUGACCUCUGUGUUGAGCGAAGAGGGACAGUGGAAAUUCCCUCAUGAAUUUAACCCUGAAAACUUCCUCAACGACCAGGGAGAGUUUGUCAAGCCAGAAGCCUUCUUGCCUUUCUCUGCUGGUCCUCGUAUGUGUCUUGGAGAGGGUAUGGCUCGUAUGGAGCUCUUCCUGGUCUUGGUGACCCUGCUGAGGAAGUUCAAGUUGAUCUGGCCAGAGGAUGCAGGACAACCAGACUACAUCCCCACCUUUGGGAUCACUCAGACCCCCAAACCUUUCCACAUGAAGGUCCAACACAGGGCCAUGAAGCAGUCAGCAGACAGAGAUAAGGAACCAUGCUGUGCAUAAUACAUUUCAUCUUUUAAUUUUGAAUUGACUCUUUUAUUUGUUAUUUGUAGAUAUUGACUAUAAUUGGAUCCUUUUCUUUUUUUCUGCAUUUCAGCAGACUAUUUUCAGCAGUACUGAGCUCAAUAUGCACAUUUUUUAACCUGUAUUAAUUCUCACUCAA